Liolophura sinensis is the source of this 1493-nucleotide messenger RNA. Its product is annotated as sporozoite surface protein 2-like. The transcript has a single exon. The record is from RefSeq and is a predicted model, not a curated record. The coding region runs from base 1 to 900 and encodes 299 amino acids. Lineage: Eukaryota; Metazoa; Mollusca; Polyplacophora; Chitonida; Chitonidae.
AUGCCCACUUCCUCAUGUCUAACAGUCGUGUCGACCACUUACUACCAUAACUUGCUGCCACCAAAUCCCCCACACUUCCUCAGCUCUAACAGUCGUAUCAACCACUUGCUCCCAUCAAAACCUUCACACUUCCUCAGCUCUAACAGUCAUAUCAACCACUUGCUGCUAUCAAAUCCCCCACACUUCCUCAGCUCUAACAGUCAUAUCAACCACUUGCUCCCAUCAAAUCCUUCACACUUCCUCAGCUCUAACAGUCAUGUCCACCACUUACUGCCACCAAAUCCCCCACACUUCCUCAGCUCUAACAGUCGUAUCAAUCACUUGCUCCCAUCAAAACCUUCACACUUCCUCAGCUCUAACAGUCAUAUCAACCACUUGCUCCCAUCAAAUCCUUCACACUUCCUCAGCUAUAACACUCGUAUCAACCACUUGCUCCCAUCAAAACCUUCACACUUCCUCAGCUCUAACAGUCGUAUCAACCACUUGCUCCCAUCAAAACCUUCACACUUCCUCAGCUCUAACAGUCAUAUCAACCACUUGCUCCCAUCAAAUCCCCCACACUUCCUCAGCUCUAACAGUCAUGUCCACCACUUGCUCCCAUCAAAACCUUCACACUUCCUCAGCUCUAACAGUCAUAUCAACCACUUGCUGCUAUCAAAUCUUUCACACUUCCUCAGCUCUAACAGUCGUAUCAACCACUUGCUCCCAUCAAAACCUUCACACUUCCUCAGCUCUAACAGUCAUAUCAACCACUUGCUGCUAUCAAAUCCCCCACACUUCCUCAGCUCUAACAGUCAUAUCAACCACUUGCUCCCAUCAAAUCCUUCACACUUCCUCAGCUCUAACACUCGUAUCAACCACUUGCUGCCAUCAAAAACCUCCAUGUUUUCUCAGCUCUAACAGUCGUAUCAACCACUUACUGCCAUCAAAACCUUCACACUUCCUCAGCUCUAAAAGUCAUGUCCACCACUUGCUGCCAUCAAAAUCCCCACACUUCCUCAGCUCUAAAAGUCAUAUCAACCACUUACUGCCAUCAAAACCUUCACACUUCCUCAGCUCUAACAGUCAUAUCGACCACUUACUGCCAUCAAAACCUUCACACUUCCUCAGCUCUAACAGUCGUAUCGAAAACUUACUGCCAUCAAAAUCCCCACACUUCCUCAGCUCUAACAGUCAUAUCAACCACUUACUGCCAUCAAAACCUUCACACUUCCUCAGCUCUAAAAGUCAUGUCCACCACUUGCUGCCAUCAAAAUCCCCACACUUCCUCAGCUCUAAAAGUCAUAUCAACCACUUACUGCCAUCAAAACCUUCACACUUCCUCAGCUCUAACAGUCGUAUCGACCACUUACUGCCAUCAAAACCUUCACACUUCCUCAGCUCUAACAGUCGUAUCGAAAACUUACUGCCAUCAAAAUCCCCACACUUCCUCAGCUCUAACAGUCGUAUCAACCACUUACUGCCAUCAAAACCUUCACACUUCCUCAGCUCUA